AUCAGCCAAGAUCGCACCGCCUCCAAUCUUAGACGGCAAGCCCACUUCUCAGUCAGCAUUCAGCUGCUUCAUCGACCGCCCACUAUUGGAUACAGCAACAACAACACAGUCUAUCUCAACGCAAGCAUUGCCACUUUCGCAGGAACAGGAUAACGCUGACUGCUAGAUUGAACCCUACUCGCCCUAUUUAUCACGCCUCUAUCGUGUGCUGUACAGCGGAAGAGCCAACCAAACACGGAACUCGAUAGCAAUAUUUGUCUGCGUUCAUCUUAUCAUGAAGAGUUUCACCUUCCGGCAAUAUCGCCGGUCCCCAAAAGAAGAUCCGAAGGAGUCGGCUGGUGAAUCCAAAGAUAAGGACAACGCCACGUACCUCAAACGGAGGGAACAAGUGCGACGGGCGCAACGGACUCACCGGGAACGGAAAGAAGCAUAUAUAAAGUCUCUCGAGAAUGAGGUGCUGCAACUCCGCACGAACGAGGCCAAGAUUCUCCAGGAAACCCGGGGCUUAUAUACCGAGGUCGGGAGGCUCAAAAGGAUCCUCGAACACCAUGGAAUCCCAUAUGCGGCGUCGCAAGACUACAGUCUACCCUCACAGCUUUCAGACAGUCCAAAUGCUCCAAGUUUAUCGUCUGUGAGCAUCCUUUCGAACCCGCACCAACAGCAACAGCUGCACAUCGGCGGGCCUGAACAGCGUGGCAGUAGCCCCUUCUAUCUUACUGAGAGCGAUGGAAGUCCACCAACUGGCUCUUCAAAGAGUCCUCGUAGGAAGAGAUCUUUUUUCAGGAGUCGAGGGCGGUCUGACACUGAAUCUAAUGAGGACAGUAGUACAUCUGGCCAAGGACUUUCAACUACUAACCAGCUAACUAUUUCUGCCUCCAACCUAAGUUUGCGUGACAUGGAUCAAACGAAUGUCGGCAUGGAGUUCGUUUUAACUCUCGAAGCCCCCUGCCUCCACCACACGCAAGGCGAUCCCCACGAACCGCAUCUCCCCUCAGGCCACGCCCUGACCGCCUCAGCCCCUCUCCUCUUCCAAAACCCCACGCAGCCCGUAAUAACCACCUCCACAAAAUCCCCCUCCUGGGAAGCCCCCCACCUUGGUCUCGAGAAACUUCUCAACCUUUCCUCUAACUUCGAGCUCUCCGAUGAGUUGACGCCCGUGCAAGCCUGGCAUCAGAUCCGCUCGCACCCAGAUUUCGAAAGCAUAGAAGUGCCGAGCUUGCGCCGAUUGACGGAAGAUAUGUUGAAGCAUGUGAAAUGUUAUGGGUUUGGUGCGGUUAUCGAUACCGAGACAUUUGAGGGCUUGGUGGGGAAUUUGUUUGGAGGGCAGGGGUUCAACUUUGGGUUUAUGGGUGCAGUGGUUUGAGAUGGAUAGAGGACAAAGGAUAGGGUUGUUG
Lindgomyces ingoldianus is the source of this 1394-nucleotide messenger RNA. RefSeq lists its product as uncharacterized. Gene Ontology annotation, molecular function: transcription cis-regulatory region binding; DNA-binding transcription activator activity, RNA polymerase II-specific. The coding region runs from base 275 to 1363 and encodes 362 amino acids. The transcript has 7 exons. NCBI's taxonomy places the organism in Eukaryota, Fungi, Ascomycota, Dothideomycetes, Pleosporales, Lindgomycetaceae. The record is from RefSeq and is a predicted model, not a curated record. Gene Ontology annotation, cellular component: RNA polymerase II transcription regulator complex.